Penicillium brevicompactum is the source of this 1137-nucleotide messenger RNA. RefSeq names its product structure-specific endonuclease subunit SLX1. The record is from RefSeq and is a predicted model, not a curated record. Bases 1 to 1137 code for a protein of 378 amino acids. Lineage: Eukaryota; Fungi; Ascomycota; Eurotiomycetes; Eurotiales; Aspergillaceae. The transcript is spliced from 3 exons. Gene Ontology annotation, molecular function: 5'-flap endonuclease activity; crossover junction DNA endonuclease activity. Gene Ontology annotation, cellular component: Slx1-Slx4 complex. Gene Ontology annotation, biological process: double-strand break repair via homologous recombination.
AUGGAAGGGUCAGAACCUCCCAAACCUGUCCCGGCUUACUAUUGCUGUUAUCUCCUCCGGUCGACCGUCCGUCACGCCUCGCUGUACAUCGGCUCGACGCCUAACCCGAUCAGACGACUCCCCCAGCACAACGGCGUCGCCAAAGGUGGGGCCAAGCGCACCGCAAGAGAUAAAUUACGCCCCUGGGAAAUGUGCCUGGUUGUCGAGGGUUUUAUGACCAGAGUGGGCGCCCUUCAAUUUGAAUGGGCCUGGCAGCACCCGGAAAGAUCCCGGCACCUCGAACCCGAAGACGAGGGCAAGACCAAGGUUAAUAUCGACCCGAAGACAGGAAAGCCCAAACCCAAGCCACGCGCACGAGCUAGGAGAUCCCUGACGGCUCAUUUGGAGGACUUGCAUUCUCUCCUCCGGUCGACGUAUUUCUCUUCUUGGCCAUUGCGGGUCCGGUUUUUCCGUGCCGAUGUAUGGCGCGUAUGGCGCGCUUGGAACGACCGUGUAGAUUCUCGGCUGCCCCAAAAUAUCAAAACUAUCCUGGAUGGUGACAACCUAACAACGGUGCCCAACGCCAAGCAAACCAAUGAGCACGAACCUGCAGGGUGCAUCAACAACUUAUCAGUUGACUAUGCCAGGCUGGAAGAUUAUCUCGAAAAGUCGAUGUUCAUGCUGGAGGACCCUGAAGAUCUACAGUGCACGGUUUGUAACCAAUCGGUCACCCCAAACACGGAACAGAUCGUAGUAUGCCCACAACCGGAUUGUCGUGCCGGAUCUCUUGGUACCAGCCCAAGGAAGUUGUCCUUUAUGCGAAAAGAUCGUCCAAUGGCCAACGAUGAUGCGCGAGCUGAGCUUCCGCAACCGCGCAGAAAAAGAGGCACGAGCGAUUCUGCGAAAAAAGAGAAACGGCUGCGCAAAGAAUCUGCAGCCGAGAAGGCAUCGAUAGCUCGAUCAACCUCAAUGGAGCCUGGGGUGCAAGAAGAAGACUCAGCUCACGAUGAGCUCAGUCCAGAUUGGACCGAGGGACUUGACCCGGAAUCCGACUCGGAUUUUGAAGGCCGACACAAGCAUACAUCGAGUCGUCCUCCAUCAAAACUCGAGGUUGUGAUUGAGGACAGCGACUGGGAUGACGCAGAGCUGGUGGAAUAG